ACCUCAGAAGUACCCGGCCGUAUACUAUGUAAUUGACGCACAAGCAAGCAGGCAGGCGUCGAUCAUAUAUAUCGACGAUCGAUCGGCUCCCACUGCAAGAACUAUCGCUCGGUCAUAUCAUCCGAUCCAUAGCUAAUUAUUAUUAGCUAGCUAGGUAGCUACCAGCAGCGACGAACAGAUCGAUCGACCAUUGACGAUUCAGACACAUCCAUGGCCGAGAACCUCAAGCCCGUGGCCCUGCUGCUGCUGCUGCUCAACCUGUGCUUGUACACCAUCCUGGCCAUCAUCGGCGGGUGGGCGCUCAACGUCUCCAUCGAACGCAGCUUCAUCAUCGGCCCCGAGCUGCGGCUGCCGGCGCAUUUCCACCCCAUUUUCUUCCCCGUCGGCAACUUCGCCACCGGCUUCUUCGUGCUCUUCUCCCUGAUCGCCGGCGUCGUGGGGAUCGCCUCCGCCAUGGUGGGCUUCGCCCACCUCCGCUUCUGGAACUACCACAGCCUGCAGCCCGCCGCGGCGUUGGGCCUCCUUGCCUGGGCGCUCACAGUCCUAGCCAUGGGACUAGCAUGCCAGGAGAUCUCAUUCGACCGACGAAACGCCAAGCUGGGCACCAUGGAGGCCUUCACGAUCGUCCUGACAGUGACGCAGUUCUUCUACGUUCUCGCCAUCCGCGGGGGGAGUCACGGCCCUGUCCCGGUCGAACGCCACGGCAACUUGCCAUGACCGGCCGGCCGUUAAUCAUACGACGAUCCAUGACGGAAGCAACUUGCGGAGGAACUUAAUUAUUAACAUAUCAUCCGAUCCGGCCAUGUGGUCCUUUAAUUUGCUUGUUCCUUUUGGCUUGAUCUAUCGCUGAUUGAUUUAAUAUAAGUGAGAUCAUUCGAUUCCUUGAGUGCAAUCAUUAAUUGGAGACAACUAUAUAUAUGUAUAUAUAUUAGAACUGUACUGUUGAUAUAUUAUAUAAUAUUUAAAGCAUAUAUCAUUCA
This is a messenger RNA of Panicum virgatum (switchgrass), 980 nucleotides long. Its product is annotated as membrane protein PM19L-like. Bases 211 to 717 code for a protein of 168 amino acids. Lineage: Eukaryota; Viridiplantae; Streptophyta; Magnoliopsida; Poales; Poaceae. The record is from RefSeq and is a predicted model, not a curated record. The transcript is spliced from 2 exons.